Podarcis muralis (Common wall lizard) is the source of this 2110-nucleotide messenger RNA. NCBI's taxonomy places the organism in Eukaryota, Metazoa, Chordata, Lepidosauria, Squamata, Lacertidae. The record is from RefSeq and is a predicted model, not a curated record.
AUGGCUGGUUCCUCAGGUGCUCUGAUUUGGCUGCAGAAGGUGCGACUCAGCGUUGAGAAGUCACAGGAAUGGGAAGCUUUCAUUCUGGCGCUGUCCGACGCUGUCCAGCAGCAGAUGGUUGAGAGCCACGUCAAUGCCUUGCAGGACCUCUCAGAGGCAGCAAAAGGUUUUGUCCUGGAGAAAGCAGUCAGCGCCAUCCAAGGAGGUGAUGCUUAUAAGGCCCUGAUGUCGCAGGUUAGUGGCUGCUUAGAGGAACAGAUUUAUUGCCAGAUCGCCCAGGAGAUUCAGGAUGGAGACCGGCGGGUGAAAAAUAAGCCAGCCCUGCUGCUCAAUCACCUCAAGGAUGGAGUGAUGACCUUGCUGGAGGAACGGCCGGAGCUGCGAGGGAGGCUUUGUUCUCUUUUUAACCAGCCCUUACCUGCCGAUUUGCGUCAUCUCACCUGGAAGAUUUACCUCUCUAACACAAAGGCAAGGUUAGGUUAUCUCUCCCAUUUGGCAGCAAACAGAGCCACUUCCCGGAAGGACAGAGAGAUCUCUCUGAGGUGCCAAGCCCUGCUGGAUUCGGAGCCGACGUUCCAGUCCUUAAAAAACCACAAGCUUGCCACACAGUGCCUGAGGAAUGUGCUUUCUUAUUACCACAAGCUUCAGGGCACCUCCACACCUCUGCGAGACCAAGAUUAUUUCCUGCCCGUGCCUCUCUUGCAAGUUAUUCUGGAUUUGGGCUCUUCCACCAGCUCUGUGGAGUCUGUUUCUGCCCUCCUAGUUGAAGAAUUUAUGUCUCUCAAGAAGCUGCAUCCUCAACUUGUUAGACUCUCCGUCUCCAACCAGGAUGCUUCCCGGGUCAGCGUAGUGGAAGAAGUUGCCUCCCUGCUGGAGCAGACAGACAGAGAUCUGGCAAGGUUCCUGGAGAGCGUUUAUGCACAACCAGGCUACUUAAACAUGGAUACUCUGUUGUACAUCUGGGACCAGAUUAUCCUGGGAUUGCAGCAGCCGUCAUACAACUGUCUCCCUGUGUUCACCACCAUUUUUGUCCUUCUGCUCCGUGGCCGGCUACUCACGUGUCAAUCCCCAGUGGAAUUGGAAGCAACACUGAAAACCUGGGGACCGUCUCUGCUUGUGCAAGAGUUCCAAGACAUGAUGGGGAAACACUUCUUUGAAGAUUUGUACAGCCAGUUGCUUGGAGGAAACAAGGAACCCGCCCCGAUCCAUGACCCUACCCAAACUUUUCCUCCGUGGCGCUACAGAGGUUUCCAAGCGGUACCACCUCCAAGGACAAGGCCAGAAGACAGGAGGCAAGCAAGAGAGGAGCGCCAGUUGUUGGAAGAGCAACGCCUUGAGAGGGCAGAACAGGAACAGAGACUUCAAAGGUUCAGAGCGGAAGAACAGAAGAGGCAACAAGAGAUGAGAUUCCUGCAGCUUUUAGAGGAGAAUAAGAGAAAAUUUGAAAUGCAGAAGGUCCAUUUGGAAGAUCAGCUGUCCCAGGAGAGACAGGUCCGCUAUGAAAUGCAGAUGAAGGCAGAGGAGCAGAUAAGCAGGCUGCAGGCUGAAAUGCACAGACUUGCUGUGGACAGGAAGAUGCCUUCACCUGACACCUAUUCCGCUGGAAGUCUCCUCGCCCCUGCACCUUCCCUGCAGUCCCAGACGCCAUCUCAGACUUCCCUGCCUCAUUUUUGCCUGUCAGACACAGUUGCUGCACGUCAGAAACACAAAACCGCCGAUGGAGACACCAUUGCCUUCAAACUGCUGAAGCACAUGAUGGAGGCAACCAGCUCAAUUGUUAAUGGUUCGAGCACCGAGGAAAGGGAACGCUUGGAUGCAGCCACAAGGGAGCAUAUUCGGGACUACAAUGAAGAUUACAAGAAUGCAAAGAUUGAGAUGUUUGGUUAUGAAAUCAGCGAAGAUGAAAUAAACAACAUCCCAGAAGCCAGAAGGAAAGACGUGAGAAACAAACUAGAGCAGGCACUCCGACGAGGGGCAGAAGCUCGUUACAUGGCAGCCAGAGGAAGGGGCUUACCGGCGUUUAUUACCCACAUGGAUGUGUUGUGAUUGGUGUGCCUUUGUUACACAAGCAAAGCCUUUGGAAUCCAUAAACCUGGUUAAUAAUCUGCUA